Molecule: messenger RNA, 2846 nt
Organism: Pollicipes pollicipes
Lineage: Eukaryota; Metazoa; Arthropoda; Thecostraca; Pollicipedomorpha; Pollicipedidae
Product: neuroligin-like protein glit-1
Exons: 15
Coding region: 27-2846 (939 amino acids)
Source: RefSeq, a predicted model, not a curated record
GGGCCGUUGGGGCGCGUUACGCCAAGAUGGCGCCGCGGCACAAAGCGGCGCGAGCGCCGGCGGUUUGGCUGUGUGCUGUGGCUGUGUUGUGCGUGUGUGCCGCGCCUGCGUGCGGACAGCGGCUGUACGAGACCGCGCCGCAGCCCUCGUCACAGGACGCGUCAGCGACGGGCAGCGGGGGCGUCAACCGGGAUCGAUCCGGCGGCGAUAGCGUGCCGCGCACCAACCGCUUCGGCGAGCAGCGCGCCGGCGAUUCCGACACCGGCGAGACGCGUGUGGGGCCCAACUAUGAUCCGGGCAACAAGCGGUUCGGCGGCUCCAACCGCAACCCGUACAGGGGCGGCACGGGCGGCUAUCGCGGCCGCUUCAGCUCGACCAACUUCGGCUACGAGAAGUACGACCCCAACCGCAAGGUGGAGGGGGAGGGCAUCCUGGCCGGGUGGCGUCCGGACCUGCAGGGCGUGCGACGGCCCGAAGCCGCCUUCCUCAACCCGUACCUGCAGGUGCAGACCCGGCUGGGCCCCGUCAACGGCUUCGUCGUGCAGCUGUACGACCAGCCGGGCCUGCCCGAGGAGCUGUGGCCGGCCAACCUACAGCUGGAGCUGCAGAAGCACAAGCUGAACGUGUCGACUUUCCUCGGCAUCCCGUAUGCCCAGCCGCCAGUGGAUGAGGGCCGGUUCAAGCCGCCGCGCGCGCACGCGGGCUGGCAGUCGUUGUCGGCGCUGGACUUCCAGCCGGCCUGCCCGCAGCCAGCCCGCUACGUGGGCAUCAAGCACGGCAUCAGGGAGGUGGACGAGGACUGCCUCUACCUCAACGUCUUCACGCCCAGUGUGUCCAGCAACGUGAGGGAGAAGUUCGCCGUGAUGUUCUACAUCCACGGCGGCGAGUUCACGCACGGCGCGUCCAACCUGUUCCCGGCGCACCUGCUGUCCGCCUGGGGCGAGGUGGUGGUGGUCACCUUCAACUACCGUCUCGGCGCGCUAGGCUUCCUGAGCACCGCCGAUGAGUACUCCCCGGGCAACUACGGCAUGCUGGACCAGGCGAUGGCGCUGCGCUGGGUGUACGAGAACGUGCACUACUUCAACGGCGACCGCCAGCGCAUUACCGUGUUCGGACCGGGCGCGGGCGCCGCCAGCGCCGGCCUGCUGGCCGUGUCGCCCAAGACGGCGCACAUGGUGCACCAGCUGAUCGGAGAGAGUGGCUCGGCGCUGGCCGAGUGGGCCGCCAUCUACGACGAGUACCGCGUGCAGAACACGUCUCGCAUAUUCGGAGACAAGAUCGGCUGCAUCUCCGACAGCAGCUACAAGCUGCUCAAUUGCCUUAACAAGGGUCGCAGCGCUAUAGAGAUCGGCAACGUCGAGUUCAAGCCGGACGUCGGCACGUUCCCGUGGGCGCCGUUCGUCGAGACGAACGUGACUUUCCCGGGCAACGACUGGUACGAGGAGUGGCACCAGGAGGACUGGCGCUUCCUGCCCGACUUCCCGGAGCGGCUCUUCAGGCGCCGCGAGUUCAGACAGGGCCUGAGCGUGCUGACCGGCGCCAACCGGGACGAGGCCGCCUUCUUCGUCUACGGCAACCGCUCGCUGGCGCCGGACUUUGUCGUCACGCAGCGCAUGCUGGACGACAAGAUCCACGAGUGGGUCAAACAGUACAACUACACGCUGAACCCGGACGGCGUGUACGACGCCAUCCGGUACAUGUACACGUACUGGCCGGACCCGCACAACCGCACCUGGAUCCGCGAGAUGUACAUCGAUUUCCUGUCGGACGCGCUGUACAAGGCGCCCGUGGACAGCAUGGUGAAGCUCAUGGUGGAGCUGGGGGUGACGACGUACCAGUACGUGCUGAACACGACCGUGGAGGCGCUGAAGGCGCCGCUGUGGCGCGAGGUGCCCCAUGACCUCGAGUACUACUUCCUGACGGGCGCGCCGUUCAUGGACCCCGAGUUCUUUGCGGAGGACAUCAGAAUCGGUCGGCAGAUUUGGACGGAGGGUGAUCGCAACAUGAGCCAACUAUUCAUGGAAACGUUCUCCAACUUCGCCAAAUACGGGCGACCGACGCCGCGGCAGAUCUUCGACUUGGUCAACUGGCAGCCGGCGCUGGCUGGCGACCUGCGCUACCUGAGCAUCAACAACACCUUCAACAGCACCAUCUUCUCCAACUACCGGCAGACAGAGCUGUCGUUCUGGAGCCAGUACCUGCCGACGGUGGUGGGCCACCUGGUGCCCACCUACCGGCCCUCCACUGAGUUUUGGUGGGAGCCGCGCGAGCCGCUGCAGAUCGCCUUCUGGUCUGUGACGUCACUGGCGUUCCUUCUGCUCGUCAUCGUCGGAAUCUGCUGCUGCCUAUGGCAGGGUGCCAAAAAAAAAACCGACCAGUUCUACGAAGAGUCCUUCAUGGAGGACCACUUCGAGGUACGCGAGAACAGCCACUUCGCGGCAAAGCCGAGCAAGCCUCCGUCGAUGGACCGGCGGCGCCGCUCGGACUCUGGCCGACAGGUGACCGGCUCUGUGCAGCAGGAGGCCUGCCGGGAGCCGCUGGUGCGCGAGCCGCCGCCGCGCGUGCCCAGCAGCCAGGCGCAGAGCGUCACCGAGUUGGAGCCGUUGCUGCCGCACGCCAAGUCGAUCCCCAACAUGGUGGAGUACGAGGAACGGCCGCCGACGCGUAUCCGGCCCAAGUCAACCGAGGCGCUGGACCGCGACGACGAGUCGACCUCGUCGCGGCCCGGCACGCCCAAGGUGCCGCACUUCCAGUUCGUCGAGCCGUACGAUGUGGUGCAGCUGCCCAACGACUACCAGUACAACUCGAACCCGAACCUGGCGGCGCCCGAUCGUGCCACGCCCUGA